GAGGCUGAGUUACAUUAUUCAGAUAGCCAAUCACACAGCAUUAUACAAAUCCUGAGAUCCAAGCUGACACCGCUCUCUGUCUUGGAAGACAAAACUAUUUGGAGUGUAUUUUUUGCUGAGUGCCACGUGUAUAGGAUCAGAAGGGAAAAGAUCGAGGCUUUGGGCACUUUUUGUUUUCUGGCAGAGGAAAUCAGAGUGACAAUGUCUUUCUCUUUCAGAUAUGUUUUCCUUUUACAGUCUUUUAGCCUCCUCAGUGUUCUUAUUCACUGUGAAAAAACAGAGACCGAGGAAGAAAAAAUUCAAAUGGAAGUAGUAUACCUCCCAAGUGUCUGCACACAGAAGAGCAAAAGAGGAGAUCUGGUCAAUGCACACUACGAUGGCUACAUAGCCAAAGAUAUGUCCAAAUUCUAUUGCAGUCGCAGUGAAAAAGAUGGUCACCCCAAGUGGUUUGUUCUUGGAGUCGGACAAGUGAUCAAGGGCCUUGAUAUUGCUUUGGUGGACAUGUGCCCUGGAGAAAAAAGGAAAGUGGUCAUUCCCCCAUCUCUGGCCUACGGAGUGCAGGGUUAUGACAAAAUUCCACCUAAUGCAACUCUGAUCUUUGAAAUUGAGCUGUAUGCAGUCACCAAAGGACCACGCAGCAUAGAGGCAUUCCAACAAAUUGAUUUGAACGAGGAUCAGCAACUUUCCAGAGAGGAGAUAGGUCAUUAUUUAACAGAAGAAUUUAGGAAAGAUGGGAAACAGCGAGACCCUUCCAUGCACGGCCUGAUUUUAAAUGACAUAUUUAAGAAAAACGAUCACAACGAUGAUGGCUUCAUAUCGACAAAGGAAUACAAUGUUUACAGGCACGACGAAUUAUAGCAUAUUAUUGUACUACAGGUAGCUAGUUAUGUAUUAAUUGUCACAAAUCAUUUGUGCCCAUGCAGGUCUCUUGGAGUGUAACAACAUUUUUUUUUUAAAUGAAUCAGUUCAUUAUCCUCAGCUUAAGACUGACAUUUGUGACUCAUGUUCCUUUUCCAAAGUUUUUAUAAAUGGGC
Messenger RNA from Nanorana parkeri, 1034 nucleotides. RefSeq names its product FK506 binding protein 7 (gene FKBP7). Gene Ontology annotation, molecular function: calcium ion binding; peptidyl-prolyl cis-trans isomerase activity. The record is from RefSeq and is a predicted model, not a curated record. The transcript has 4 exons. Lineage: Eukaryota; Metazoa; Chordata; Amphibia; Anura; Dicroglossidae. Bases 202 to 858 code for a protein of 218 amino acids.